GCUUUGCAGUAACUUUCCCAACGCCGCUUUCGGCCUCUGUAGGCCGGAAGAGGAGGCCCCGCAGCUGCCUUCGGUUUGCUUUUCUCAGUAGCUUUAGCUUCCCGCGGAGGAGAUGUUGCUGGUGGCCGGGUUGAGGCUCCACGCUCCCGGCCUAAAACUGUGGCAGCAAAGCGCCGGAAGAUGUAGAGCGCUCCAGGCGGCGAAGAGGUUGGGGGGAAUCCCCGAGAAGCGCCAGCCCUUCACGGCUUCCCAUUGCAAACUACUAACGCCGCUUGGUUCGCCCCGAGCGUUUGCAUCCCGGUUUUGGCUGGGAGAAAACAAGCAGAUUCCAUUUCUCCGUGCAGUGUCUUUGUGUCGCUUUGGUACAUCAUCCCUGGAGGAACAUUCAGAAUAUGGAAGAUUAAUUUAUUCUGGAACUUUAUCAAAAACUGUGUUAGGAGUGAAAAUGUUCUGUUUUACCACCAGCAUACUUACCGCUUCCAUGUUGUUCGCUAUUAUACACAAGUAUGGCUUAAAUUUUGACAAACUCUACUCGGAAAUUGCUUUUUAUAGUGCCACAUUAUUCUUCAUUUUCCUAACACCAACGAUCUUACAUUUAUUUACUAGAAGGUAUAUUAUCCGCCUGUACUAUAAAGAUAAAACAGACACAUAUACAGCAAUUACAUACAGUGGCAUUUUGAGAGAAAAGAAAACUUUGUUCCAUCAGAAAGAUGUGACUGUUCCAGACAUGAGCAAGAUGUUCACAACAUUUUACGUUAAAAGAAGAGCAAUGCUUGUUAAUCCAUUCCUUUUUAAUUAUGCUCAAGACUACAGCCAUCUUAUGGGUUAUGAUAAACCCUUUCAGUUUAGUUUGAAGGACUCAGAAAAAUAGAAUUCUAAACUGUCAAAGUCUUUAUAUAUUACCUGAUUUCUGCUUGAUGUUCAGAAGUCUUUCACAGAUUCUAUAUGACCUAAUAUUGCUUUUUUCAUCAUUAUUUAGUUUUGUUAUUUUAAAUAUUGAUAAAGGUAAUUAAAAGUGCUUUUACUGGGAUGGGCAUUUAGUCUGCUGAGCAAAAAGAUGGUCUUUUAAGAUGUUGCAUCUUUGACCCCUCUUUCAGAGUUUCCAUUCUGAACAAAGAGAGAUCAAAGAGGUCAUCUAUGUAAAAAUUAAACAGCCCACUCUCAACAGAGGAGGAGGGAUACAACACCUCUGCCUCCUGUUUACAACACAGUACUUUCAGCAAUUCCAAGAAGAUUCCACACCCAUUUCCAUUCUGAUUCACAGGACCCUGAUAGUCCCUCCCCCCACAACUCCCAGAGAAAGUACUAAUAACCAGAUGACUACAAGGAAUAUAAAUCCUUUCAUUACCCCUCACCCACCCCCAUUCAGUCAGAACUGAAGAAGCAUCUUGGAUGAGAAGUAAAAUAUUGGGGGAGGGAACCUGUUACUUUUGUGACUAUAGCAUCUAUUUCACAGAUGGCUCGAUACAAUAUUCAAAGAAUCCUCACUCACUUCUGAGAACUAGCUCAGUUUUAAGAAGUACAUGUUUUUUUUAAAUUUAUUUUUAAGUGUCUGCCUAUUGAGAUCAUCUUCAGUUUUCCCAAAACUAUAUCGUUGAGGAAGUUUCAAUUCACAAUUAUGGAUAACUAAAGAAUGGAUGAACUUCACUACAAUAAAGGCAGUGUUUUUACCACUAGAGGGACCUGAACCACAAUAUAUGACAUCUUUAAAUGCGGGGCCCCUCUAAUGGAGUGCUCAAAAAGCAUGCAUUGUUAAAUAAAUGGAGCCAUAAUUGACUUACUAAUAAAUGAUUUAGAAGGACAUACACAAUUUUUUUUCGUUUAAAAUAAUGUUCUUAAGGUGUUUUUGGAUUGUUGCCACAUUACUCAUUUCAGUAAUAUUUUUUACGACUUUGUAUAAAAUAUCACAAGAGUUCACUAUCUCUGGCAUGUGACAACAGUGGCAAGAUUUGUUUCUUUGUAAGACUGAUUAAUAAACAUAAUUAAAAAUUA
Messenger RNA from Ahaetulla prasina, 1992 nucleotides. It is a transcript of the gene TMEM70, whose product is annotated as transmembrane protein 70. Gene Ontology annotation, cellular component: mitochondrial membrane. The record is from RefSeq and is a predicted model, not a curated record. The coding region runs from base 113 to 871 and encodes 252 amino acids. The transcript has 3 exons. Lineage: Eukaryota; Metazoa; Chordata; Lepidosauria; Squamata; Colubridae. Gene Ontology annotation, biological process: mitochondrial proton-transporting ATP synthase complex assembly.